AUGACUCACCAGAAGCAGUGUGACAAACUGCCUCGCCGAUACGAUAAAGAUCGCUGCAGGCGGCCGGGGAAACUGAGCAGCAGAAGUGCGGGCCUCGCGUUCUCCGGAGCCGCCGGUGCUCCUGCGGCUGCAUUCUUGUCGCACCGGAAGAGCGAGGCGGCGGCGGCGGCGGCGGCGGCGGCCCCCAAUCGAUUGCCGAUAGUCAGCGAGCAGCUGCCGGCCGGGCCCCCACGAGUGGACACGCGCGUUCACGGCGUGCGACUGUGGCGCCGGAGGGCGCUGCCGCAGAUCGGAUUACGGCCGCCGUUGCGCGCAACAGACACCGUUUAUCAGCGCCGCGCCUCGGCGUGGGAACGGCGCGUGGCCACCCAGCGGAACCGUGGCCCGGCCAGGGGGUGCUGGGCCACCCGCGGGCCGCCCGUCCCACCAGACCGUGGAGGUAAACACUGUACGCGGCACGCUGGAGGCGAGGUGCGGUGCGCGCGGCCAGCGCCGGCGGCCGCCCUCGCGUGUCUGAUGCGGGGGCAGGCCUCGCCGGAAGUGUCACCAUGGCAACGCCAACACAUCGAUUCGGAGGGAGCGGCGCAGCUCGGCUCGCUAGCUGGCGCGGUCUGCCCGCGGCCGCAGCCGCCGCCGUCACCCGCUCCCCCUGGCUGGCCCGUCGCGAGGCCCUCUGCUGUCGCUCUGUCACCUCCAGCACCUAGCCCGUGUUCUGCACCAGAUGUGCUCAGGACUAGGGCGCUCUCGCCUCUCGCCGCCGUUAUGAGAGAAGUGGCGCUGCGGCAAUAUUCGCGGCGCGGCGCCGCGCCGGAACCAGCAGCCAGAGAUUGCGUCACCUCUGUAAACAGCGGCCCGAUAUGCCGCCGACAACAGGCGCCUCGCCUCGCUCGGCCUCGCCUCACGGCCCGGAAUGAGCAGAAAUUUCCAGCUCUGUGCCACUGCUCCGUCUCCUCCGGCAGCUCUGCAAUAUGA
Molecule: messenger RNA, 972 nt
Organism: Schistocerca gregaria
Lineage: Eukaryota; Metazoa; Arthropoda; Insecta; Orthoptera; Acrididae
Product: keratinocyte proline-rich protein-like
Exons: 4
Coding region: 1-972 (323 amino acids)
Source: RefSeq, a predicted model, not a curated record